AGUCCGCGGCUCGAGGCAGCAGUUGUCUCGCUUUGAUUUUAUUUCCAUUUUGUUUUGCCUUCGUUUGUGCGGCCUCCCGGACUACUCUCCCUUGUGACUCCCAAAAAUGGGAUGCAAUCACGGCAAGUCACAGGCGACCACCGAAGUAGAGGUUAUCCCAGAUGGGCCAAAAGUGAAGAAAGGCUUCUGGACCAAGAAGAAAGCGGACGAACUUCAGGAAGCUGUUGAUGCUGUCUUCAACAGGGCUGGAGAGUCGCUGCUGGGCAUGACUUUCUCCUUCACGAUUGCCGAUCCCCGAAUCGGCGGCUGUCCGCUGAUCGGUUGCUCGUCCGGCUUCGGGACACUGUGUGGCUACACCAUGGAGGAAAUUGUCGGAAGGAACUGCCGGUUUUUGGUAGAUCCGGUGCCAAGAGAUCAGAUCGAUUGGAAGAUGCGAAGACACGCCAAGGACUUCUGCGAAGCAAUCAGGGUGGGGACCCAGUACAGGAUCCCUGACCAAGAACGAGAAGACUGGAUGCCCCGCGGGCGACCCGGAGACGAGCUCUUCUGUUUCCAGCGGAAUGCCCGCAAGGACGGCUCACUUUUCAACAACAUGUUCUACAUGAAGGCCAUUGAGCUGAGUGCAGAGCUUGGGGAGGAGAUUCCGUACAUUGUGGGCCUACAGACGGAGCUGCCUGCCGGCAAGGCGGAUCUGGCUCAGCUGGCCAAGAACACGAAGAUUCUGGACUACAACAUGAACCAGGUGAGAAGUACCCUGGCCCAGUUGUUCUUCGUGUCCUGUGCGAUGACACGCGACGAUGCCGGAGUUGAGCUAAACGAUGGCUACGACGACGGAUUCCUGACAUGAGCUGGUGUCCUCGAACAGAAGUGCUCGCUGAGGUGGCCGGAAGUGUCAGCCGUUAGCCAGCGUCUUUUCUGGCCCCUUGAGCGGCAUCAUUUUGGAUACUUCAUUCUAGUCUGCUACAUGGCAUUGGCAUGUUGACAGCUGGAUUUGUUCCAGCUGUGCCUACCAUUGUCAUUCAAGUUGAUGUGCAGAACCACAUUGACCAGCGCAAAGCGCAAUUUUCCGGGUGAGGAACAACACACGUUUGCAUUUCCGAAUUGGACUGGCUUUGGCUCAUAUAAACCGCAGUGGCUGUUGCA
Messenger RNA from Effrenium voratum, 1143 nucleotides. NCBI's taxonomy places the organism in Eukaryota, Dinophyceae, Suessiales, Symbiodiniaceae. The record is from the annotation of a GenBank genome assembly.